AUGGCUCUGUCGCUGGAAGCCCAGAUCCAGCAACUGCUCGAUACCCAAGCCAUUCGAGACAUUUCGGCCCUCUAUAACCGCUACGCCGACGCGGCCGACGGGGACAAGUUUGCCGCCCUCUGGACCGAAGACGGCGAGUUCGAAAUCGUGGGCGACAAGGUCUACCGCGGACGAGAGGAGAUUGCCUUUGCCUGUCGCGCGGCCACCGAAGUGUUGCACUUCGCGGUCGAUUCGCAGGUUAAGAUCGACGGCGACAAGGCCGAACAGGCCUCGAAGCUGCUGCUCUGCCACCUGGCCCCCGACCACAAGACACUGGAGUUUGCCUGCACCACCACCAUCACCGACCGCUUCGUCAAGCAGGAGGGCAAGUGGUUCAUCAAGCACCGCAAGUCACAUACCGACCUCGAAUUCCCGGUGGCAAUCAAGGCCAUGGGGCUGGUGCGUUGA
This is a messenger RNA of Capronia epimyces CBS 606.96, 447 nucleotides long. RefSeq lists its product as uncharacterized. Lineage: Eukaryota; Fungi; Ascomycota; Eurotiomycetes; Chaetothyriales; Herpotrichiellaceae. The coding region runs from base 1 to 447 and encodes 148 amino acids. The record is from RefSeq and is a predicted model, not a curated record. The transcript has a single exon.